UUAGACAUGAAGGCAAGAAGAGCAACUAUGGGUUUGACUGCAGAGCCAGUGGAUUUGUUAUCUUCCUCCUCUCUUUGCCAGCCUCACAGAGAAAUGAGAGGAGCAGCUAUGAGUUUACCUGCAGCAGCGAGUGGAUUUGUUGUCUUCCUCCUCUUUGUGUCAGCGGUGCAGGGCCAGAGUGGUUGGGAAGUUAAAUGCAAUCCUCCUCAGAUCUGUGCCUCAAAAGGAUCAACAGCAGAAAUACACUGCACCUACAGAUACCCGCCCACAGUUACAAUUGUUACGAAUAAAUUCUGGUUUACGAAACAGAAGAGAAAUGGUGAUUAUGUGGAUCUGAGAACAGACCCAGAAUAUUCAGGACGUGUGAAGUAUGACUGUGAUCAGAACAAAUGCACUCUGCGAAUCACAGACGUGACAGAUAGAGACUCAGCUGAGUACAAGUUUGUAGUUGUAACAGACCAACCAGAUGGGAAAUAUACUGGUUUACCUGGAGUCACUUUGUCUGUCGCAGAUCUCCAGGUGCAGGUGAACAGUUUAGAGGUCCAGAAGCCUUUUAGCUGGGCAGAGAUGACGUGUCGCAGCAGUUGUCGUCUGCCAGGUCAUCUUCACUACGCUUGGUUCAAGAAUGAAUGGAAAAUUUGGGAGGAAGUAUCUGAUUCUUAUUCAGACUACGUUGGCGCCGCAGACGUCUAUUCCUGUGCUAUAGAUGGAUAUGAGGCCUCCCGCUCUCCUCCAGUGUAUGCUCCAAAGCUUCCCUCUGUGUGGGUGAGUCCCUCUGGUGUGAUAGUGGAGGGCUGUUCAGUGAAUCUGACCUGCAGCAGUGAUGCUAACCCAGCAGCUAAUUAUACCUGGUACAAGGAGAACCAAACACUGCUUAAAAACGAACAACAGCUCGUCUUCAGGUCCAUCCGGUCCUCUGACACUGGACAGUAUUUCUGCACAGCUGAGAACAAGCUUGGGAGGAAACAAACUAAAGAUAUCUUUCUUGAUGUGAAAUAUGCUCCAAAGCUUCCCUCUGUGUCAGUGAGUCCCUCUGGUGAGAUAGUGGAGGGCAGUUCAGUGACUCUGACCUGCAGCAGUGAUGCUAACCCAGCAGCUACUUAUACCUUGUACAAGGAGAGCCAAACACUGCUUCAAGGACCAGAGGGCAUCUAUCGUUUUACCUCCAUCAGCUCUACGGACAGCGGUAUCUACCUCUGCAAGUCUGAAAAUCAGUACGGACAGAUCAACUCUCCAUCUCUCUGUAUAGAUGUCCUGUAUGCUCCAAAGCUUCCCUCUGUGUCAGUGAGUCCCUCUGGGGAGAUAAAGGAGGGCAGUUCAGUGACUCUGACCUGCAGCAGUGAUGCUAACCCAGCAGCUAAUUAUACCUGGUACAAGGAGAAUGAAGACUCACCAAAAGCAUCAGGACAGAACUUUACCAUCACUGACUUCAUAGGUGAACACAGUGGGAAUUAUUACUGUGAAGUCCAGAACAAAAGAGGACGUCACAACUCCACCUUACAUCUGAAUGUUGUGGCAGGGAAUUCAGCAGUGAUAAUGAAUAUCAUCAGGCUGACUCUGAUGGGCUUGAUGGUGAUUCCUCUUCUUCUCCUGCAUCUGUGGAUGAGGAAGAAGAAAACUGUGAUUGUCACCGCUGAACCGCAUGAACCUGUAGAGAUGAUAGAGGUAGACCCUUCUCCUGUGUAUGAGUACAUCUCAGACACGGAACCUAAAGAGGAAGGAAAUCUUGUCGGUCACCAGCCUGAUCUCUGUCUUCUGCUUGUUGACCACAGUGGAAAGUUGACGCCCUUCUUCAGCCCUCACAGAGAGAUGAGCGGAGCAGCUAUGAGUUCACCUGCAGCAGCAAGAGGAUUUGCUGUCUUCCUCCUCUUUGCGUCAGUGGCACAGGGUGAAGAUGUCUGGGAAGUGACUUACACUUCUACUCAGAUCUGUGCCUUAAAAGGUUCAACAGUGGACAUAGAGUGCAGCUACAGAUACCCAACCAGAAUAAAUGGGCAAGAUACGGAAGUUCAGGAGGAAAUCUGGUUUAAAGGUGAUGAACAAAUACAUCUGCAGCGCGGUGGUGACAAGAACUGCGCUCUGAGAAUCAGAGAUCUGAGAGAGAGCAACUCAGCUGAGUACAAGUUCAUGUUCACAACAAACCAACCAGAUGGGAAAUAUACUGGUUCACCUGGAGUCACUGUAACUGUCGCAGAUCUCCAGGUGCAGGUGGACAGAUUAGAGAUCUACCAGUUUAAUAGCUGGGCAGAGAUGAAGUGUCAGAGCAGUUGUCGUCUACCUGGUCAUCUUCACUACACCUGGUACAAGAAUGGAUUGAAAAUUUGGGAGCAAGCCUCUGAUUCUUACUCAGGCUUCUUUUAUCCGGCAGACAGCUUUUCCUGUGCUGUACGAGGAUAUGAGAUGUUCCCCUCUCCGCCAGUGUAUGCUCCAAAGCGUCCCUCUGUGUCAGUGAGUCCCUCUAUUGAGAUAGUGGAGGGCAGUUCAGUGACUCUGACCUGCAGCAGUGAUGCUAACCCAGCAGCUAGUUAUACCUGGUACAAGAGGAAAAUAUAUGAAUACUCUCAUCGUUUCAGUAAAGAACCACAGAUCGUCUUCAGGUCCAUCCAGUCCUCUGACACUGGACAGUAUUUCUGUAGAGCUGAGAACAAGCUUGGGAGGAAACAAUCUGAAGAUUUCUUUGUUGAUGUGAAAUAUGCUCCAAAGCUUCCCUCUGUGUCAGUGAGUCCCUCUAUUGAGAUAGAGGAGGGCAGUUCAGUGACUCUGACCUGCAGCAGUGUUGCUAACCCAGCAGCUAGUUAUACCUGGUACAAGAGGAAUGCAAAUCCAGACCCUCUCGGUAAAGAACCACAGCUCGUCUUCAGGUCCAUCCAGUCCUCUGAUGCUGGACAGUAUUUCUGUAGAGCUGAGAACAAGCUUGGAAAGAAACGAUCUGAAGAUUUCUUUGUUGAUGUGAAAUAUGCUCCAAAGCUUCGCCCUGUUUCAGUGAGUCCCUCUGUUGAGAUAGUGGAGGGCAGUUCAGUAACUCUGACCUGCAACAGUGAUGCUAACCCAGCAGCUAGUUAUACCUGGUACAAGGAGACUGGACAUGAAUCCCUUCAUCCUCUCGGUAAAGAACCACAGCUCGUCUUCAUGUCCAUCCAGUCCUCUGACGCUGGACAGUAUUUCUGUACAGCUGAGAACGAGCUUGGGAGGAAACAAUCUGAAGAUUUCUUUGUUGAUGUGAAAUAUGCUCCAAAGCUUCCCUCUGUGUCAGUGAGUCCCUCUGGUGAGAUAGUGGAGGGCAGUUCAGUGACUCUGACCUGCAGCAGUGAUGCUAACCCAGCAGCUAAUUAUACCUGGUACAAGGAGAGUAAAGCCUCACCACAAGCAUCAGGACAGAGCUUCACCAUCACUGACUCCAGGCCUGAACACAGUGGGAAUUAUUACUGUGAAGCCCAGAACAGAAGAGGAAGCCUUAACAACACCUUACAUCUGAGUGUUGUAGCAGGGGCAGGGGGAUUAAUAGCUGCUGUAACAAUCCCUGUUGUUCUUCUCGUUAUCAUAUCCCUCUCUGUCUUCCUGUGGAUCAGAAAAAAGAGGGCUUCCAAUGAAUCUUCUGAGACUGAAGAGGGCCCAGGCAACCGGGAGCGGGGGAGAAUAGCUACAGAGCAGGAUGACCUUCAGUACGCCAGCAUCCUCUUCUCCAGCAACCAGUCAGAUCUUCUCUACUCCAACAUCAGACCAGCUCAGCCCUUAAGACACAUGGAACAACAAGAAGCCACUGAGUACAGUGCUAUCAAAUAUAUCAGUACCAGCUCUGCCCUGAGAACCGGGGGUCAGGAAGAGGAUCCAGCUGCAUUGUACAGCACAGUCAACAAAUCCUGAUGAGCGCAACAGGCAGAGUGCAUUUAAAGUCUGAUAUUUCCAUGUUUAUUCAUACAUCCUUAUAAUUUGGAUUUAAGCUGGUGGGAUUGUUAAAAUAGAUUUCUCAGGAUGGGCCAAGAAGGUACGGUAGAGACCACUACGUAUCUUUGAGAAUCUUAUAAACUGAACACUCACCCGUGUUCAGCUUUGUGUUUUACUCAGCUCUCAAGAGUGUGUGUGAAAUCCUUUCAUUCAUUAAAUUGCAAACAUUACUUGUUUAACAUGCUUUUCAUGGCCACCUGACCCCUGGCCCCAAAACAUACCUGAAGAAGUUGUUGAGGGAUGUGAUGCCGCUCAGAGUUUGGAGCUUCUUUGUGAAUUACUCUUUGAACAAGCAUUGAUUUCAUUUACUAUCAUCAAAAUUAUAUAUUUUUUUGUAUAUUCAUGUUACUAUGCAUUUUAUGACCUGCAGAAUAUAAUGGUACCAGAAUGAGGGAAGUCUGAAACUGUACGUGUGCCUUCAAAUAUUAUGAUGUCUGGAACCAAAUGUACCAAGAAUGUGUUUGAUGUCUAUUCUCAUGAAAAAGCAGUUCCCGGGUCCAGCUCGGCUCAUUGUGUACAUUUUGGCAACACACAAUAACCCUCACAUCACAUCAGGCUGACAACUGGUAAUUAUUGGAGUGACACUAUUGGUGUGUAAGUGGACCUGAACCCAUCUGCUCCAUGCUUGCACCCAUUUUUCCAUAGACUCACAUGUCCAACAUAUUUUUAGGAGUUUAAUCUAACUUGACCAGCUAGGAGCUACUUUUUUAAGAUGUAAUAUGGCCCAACUUUUAGUUCAGGGGAAGUAGUUAAAGUGAUUUCCAACAUCUAUGUCUGCUGUGGUAACACAGUUAGAGAAAAGUCAGGCUGAAGCUGUUCCCCUGCUUUCAUCGUGGAAAAAACACAUAACCCCUUCAGACCCGGUGUUCAUGAUAAUGGACAUCAAAUAUGAGUCACAUCAUUGCUGCCCGAGUUGCACUGAUGGAUUUCUGGAUUUCUUGGGAAAGGCUGGGGAACCUCUGGUCCAUUCAUAAAUAAAAAGCAUUUACUGUUGUUUUCACUGAUAAAAAAUUAACAUAAAAUAUAGGCUGCACGAUCUUUAGAGUGGUCCCUGAACGCAACACAAGCGUCGUGUGUGAUAUCACAUCAUCAUAUAAUGUCGUUGCAUUAUGGCAGCUGUCAAGACAACGGAAGUAGAUUUUGUGUGGCGCCCUUUCCAAGAGAAAUGGAGAAAUUAUUUUAUUUGUUGUUGUUGUUGUUGAAUGAGAAGACAAACCAGUGUGUCCGAGUUAGAUUGUGUGGACUGGCUGGCAGUGGUGAAGAAGGCUAACCUCAAGAGGCUUUACAACAACAAACAUGCUAAACUGGAUUAGUUGUGAGGUCCAAUGUGCUUGGAUAAAAUUAAUGCUCUUCAGUGGAGUCUGUGUUCCAACAAGCAGCUUUCACGAGACCACAUCCUGACAAAGACAGUGUCAUAAAGGCAAGUCUUGUGGUGAGCGAGCUAAUAGCUAAGAAGCUAAAGCCUCAUUCAGAGGGAGGACCUGUGAAGGAGAGCCUUGUUGCUGCUGUGGAGCUGCGAGCAGCAGACAAAGUGAAACUGUUCCAAAGCGUCUGUUUGUCUGGAUUAAUUCAUGGAGACAAAGAAACCUGAUGUGGAAACUCAGUGAUAGCAAGCGUCUGUGUGAUUUUUACCUUCAUGGUGGACAUUACCAAGAACCUCUCUGAACUGAGCCUCAAGCUCCGGCAGCUGGAAAGAAGAAACACUGCAUUUUCCUGCUGUGCAAGAACAAAAGCUGCUGUGACGUCUGAAUCUGCUGCUGAGUGUGAAAACUCCUUCAGAUGUUGGUUUCAGGACAUGAAGAAACUGGAGAUAUUUGCUGUUUAAUGUGGCACCGGCUGAUGUGACCGACAACCUACAACAUAAAGUUAUUGAGCUGCAAAGCACGAAGCUACAGCAACCUCCAUCUGCUCCAGUUCUGUUAAUUAUACGUACAUCUGGAGGAUUUUCCCAUUCAGAGGAGACAUAUCCUGAAGUGUACAUCUUUGUUUGGGACAACCUUUGGGACAAAUAUUAAAUGUUAUAAUAAUAAUAAAUGUUUCUGGAAGUAAUGUCACAAUCGUAAGAAUUUAUAGAAAUCAUGACUGUGUAAAUUAAAUUCCUUUUUGAGUUGCUCAAAUGUAUUCAAGGUUUGCUCUUGAAACACCUGUGCAACCUAUAUUAACCCUGAGUCCAUAGUAGAUGGUUAAAGUCUGGGUUAGAAGCUAUUUUAGUGGCCCUGCUACUAGACUUUGACAAUUUUAUUCUCUUACGUACAUUUGACCAUAUUUUCAUUGUUCCCUUGAUCCAUUCAUUUCCAAUCUUAAGUUUCUUUUGAGUCUUCUGGGUCAAGAAUGGGAGUGAUUCUAUCGGUAUGUCUGGACCAAUUGACAUAAUUAGUCUAUAAAGGAUGAGUGAAAUCCAAAAGCUGCUAAUGUAUGGUAAAGGAAGCUUCAUUUGACCAUAUCAAAUGCCUUAUGAGCAUCCAGACUGAGCAACAUGGUCGGCACCAUUUUUUGUACAUGGCAUAAUGCUUAGUGUCUCCUAAUGUUAGUGGCACCUUAUCUCUAGAAUGAAACCUGGUUGGAUUAAUUUUGAUAUACAUCUUUGCAUCCUCUGUGCUAAUAUAUUUGUCAGUAUUUUUAAGUCAUUGCAAAGUAAACUAAUAGGCCUGUAUCCCUCACAUGCUGUUGGAUCUUUGCCUUCCUUAUGUAAGACAGAAAUAAUGGCCUCCAACCAUGUUAUUGUUAAAUCACCUGAUGACUAAGCAUAAUUGAAUACCUUGUGUAGUACUGGUAUUAACACAUCUGUAAAGCAUUUAUACAGAGAGCCAUCUGUGCCGGGGGAUUUAUUAUUAAGAUUUUUUAUUGUAUCCGAUAUUUCCCUGAGUGAAAUUGGCUGAAUCAUUUCAGAUGCUUCAUCCGCUGAUAAUGAUGGUAGAUUUAAUUUGUUUAGAAAUUCUUGUAUUUUGUUGUCAAUGGAAUCAGGCUCUGAGUCAUUAUAUAAAGUUUUAUAGUCUUCUGCAAAUGCAUCAGCUAUCUCUGUUGGUUUUUCCCUAAUUUGUUUUGACGCUGGAUGUCUUCUUUUAAAAUUAUCCUAUUUGUUUAGUGUUCUCAGCAAGCUCUAUUACCAAUAUCUUUGAGAUGUAAAGCGUAAAUUUCCUUCUGCUUUGUAUGUUAAAAGCAGUUGGAGGAAUGUGGAAUUAGCUAAUGUUCUUUUAUGCUCUAAUUCUAACUCUUUGAUUCUGUUUUCUAGGAUUCUUUGUUGCUCUAAAUGAUCUUUUUUCAGCCUAGAUGUUAUUUCUAUUAUUUUCCCUCUUACGACCGCUUUUCCCGCCUCCCAUAAAAUUGAUGGUUAUACCUCCCCAUUGUCAUUUAUUUGAAAGUAGUCCUUUAAACAUUGUUUUAUUUCCUGUAAUACCUUCUCAUCUGAUAGGAUUGAUACAUUAAACCUCCAGUACUUGAAGCAAGAUCCUUGACCCAAAUCCACAGUCAAUGUAAUCGGGGCAUGAUCACUAAUGGCUAUAUUCUCAAUGUUACAAUCUGUGACUUUGUAUAAAUGUUGUUGUGACACACAAAAAAAGGUCUGUCCUUGAAUAGCUACCGUGUGGAUUGGAGUAAAAAGUAAAAUCCUUUCCUCUAGGGUUCUUCCUUCUCCAGGGAUCAACCAGGCCUAGCUCUGUAAUUACAUUAUUUAACACUUUGGAUUUUUUGGUGCUCAAUCUAAUUUACUGUUUUGCACAGUGUUGAAGUCUCCGCCCAUUACUAUCAUUCCUUUCCCAUUUGCUGUCAGCAUAUUUGCUAAAGUUUUAACAAAUGUUACGCUUUCUUUAUUUGGGGUAUAUACAUUUAAUAUUGAAAUAGUCAUGCCACAGUGCCCACAACCAUUACAUAUCUUCCCAUAUUAUCUUUUAUCCCUUUUUCAGGUAGAAAUGGUAGAGAUGUAUUGAGACCAUUAACUCUGCACCUCAUAUAAAUAAAAACAAUUGUGCAUAAGAAAGAUACACAGUGAAAAAGACAUAGAAAUACACACUUCUUUCAAAACAAGUUCACAAUAACAGUAGAACAUGACUCCCAAAUGUCUCUCACCCAGAGGGUGGUGGCUAGUUCUCUAUGGGGAAAUGGCACUAUGUGCACUUGCAACUCCCAGAUGUAAAACAAAAGUUGCUAAAC
This is a messenger RNA of Chelmon rostratus (copperband butterflyfish), 8094 nucleotides long. RefSeq names its product hemicentin-1-like. The transcript has 22 exons. Lineage: Eukaryota; Metazoa; Chordata; Actinopteri; Chaetodontiformes; Chaetodontidae. The coding region runs from base 7 to 3864 and encodes 1285 amino acids. The record is from RefSeq and is a predicted model, not a curated record.